Molecule: messenger RNA, 255 nt
Organism: Rodentolepis nana
Lineage: Eukaryota; Metazoa; Platyhelminthes; Cestoda; Cyclophyllidea; Hymenolepididae
Source: the annotation of a GenBank genome assembly
AUGGCAACAGAAUUACCUAAGAUCGAAUCUCUUAAGACACCUCUUCGGCGUUCAUCUUCAAAAAGUUUUAAAGGAAUUAUUCGUAUAUUCCGACCGGAUUCCUCCAAAUCAUCCAAUAUGAAAAUUCGAAUUCCCUCCUUUCGUGAACAUAAAAAAACUCCCACUUCUGUCCAGUCUCACCCUCAAGAACUCGAAAAUCUUCUCAAAGAAAUCGUAAGUUGCCUUAUUUUCACCUUAUUCUCCAAUCUCAGUUGA